UGUCCGACCCCCUCCUCCAUGUGAAACGCGCUAAACACCGCAACCCGAACCCUUUAAAUUCUUGUGUCCUAAACCUGUAAGACUGAACUGCAGACGCCCUAUGAUGCCGACCUGUUGGUUUCUACUGUAAGGUUUGUUUUGUUUUUUGUUUUUGUUUUUUUAGUUUUUGGAGGAAAUUCCCCAGUGUGUUGGAUCACCGCUUCAUGCGCUCACGCAGGGUUUAUAAGGGCGUGUGUAACCUCUCCCCUGUGACCUCUGAACCCGGGCCGAAGUUCUCCCUCCCCCUCCCCUUCCCUCCCCUCCCUGAGGCCAAACUGUCAUCGAUGGCGUUGGAGAAGCUUCUGCGUUUCGGGAAGCAGCUGCUGAGGGUGAAGGUGGUGAACUGUAACUCAGAGGAUUCUCGUCUGUCCCGAUGCCUCAACACAUUCGACCUGGUGGCCCUGGGCGUGGGCAGCACACUGGGCGCUGGAGUGUAUGUGCUCGCCGGUGCUGUGGCUCGAGUAAACUCAGGGCCUGCUAUUGUGCUGUCUUUUCUCAUCGCUGCCUUAGCGUCAGUGUUGGCAGGUCUGUGCUAUGCUGAGUUUGGAGCUCGUGUUCCUAAAACAGGCUCAGCAUAUUUGUACUCAUAUGUGACUGUAGGGGAACUAUGGGCCUUCAUCACUGGAUGGAAUCUCAUCCUCUCCUAUAUUAUUGGUACCUCUAGCGUGGCCCGUGCAUGGAGCGCUACCUUUGAUGAGUUAAUAGGGAAGCACAUAGAGCAUUUCUGCAGACAGUACAUGUCCAUGAAUGCACCAGGUGUAUUAGCAGAAUACCCUGACAUGUUUGCUGUUCUCAUCAUAAUCACCCUCACAGGUCUGCUGGCAUUUGGGGUGAAAGAGUCAGCAAUGGUGAACAAGGUGUUUACUUGUAUCAACAUCCUAGUCUUGUUGUUCAUGGUGAUUUCUGGCCUCGUCAAAGGCACGUUAAAAAACUGGCAGAUAGACCCUGAUGAGAUUCUACGUGGAAAUUACACAAGUGACUCCAGCAACAAUUUAACAGACAUCCUUCCAACCAAAGAGAGUUUAGGAGAGGGUGGCUUCAUGCCGUUCGGUUUCACAGGCGUCUUGUCUGGAGCUGCUACCUGUUUCUACGCCUUUGUGGGAUUUGACUGCAUCGCCACCACAGGUGAAGAGGUGAAGAACCCUCAGAGAGCCAUCCCUAUCGGUAUCGUAUCCUCUCUGCUCAUCUGCUUCGUGGCGUACUUCGGUGUUUCUGCUGCCCUCACCCUCAUGAUGCCAUACUACCUGCUGGACAGCAACAGCCCUCUGCCUGUAGCCUUCAAAUAUGUGGGAUGGGGCGGGGCCAAGUACGCCGUGGCUGUCGGCUCUCUUUGUGCUUUGUCCACAAGCCUGCUGGGUGCUAUGUUCCCCAUACCUCGUGUCAUCUGGGCUAUGGCUGACGAUGGGCUGCUUUUCAAGUUCAUGGCUGAGAUCAGCCCCCGCACCAAAACCCCGCUAACUGCAACCCUAACCUCAGGCGCAGGGGCAGCUAUCAUGGCAUUUCUGUUUGACCUGAAGGACCUCGUGGACCUGAUGUCAAUAGGGACGCUGCUGGCUUACACAUUAGUGGCUGCCUGUGUCCUGGUUCUCAGGUACCAGCCUGAGCAGCCCAGUGUGGUGUAUCAGAUGGCCAGUACUCAGGAGGAGGCGGAGCUUAGUGACGGCAUCAGUGUCCCCAGUAUGGGCAUCUUGCCUGGCGUGGAGGAGAGGCUUAGUUUCAAAACCGUCCUGUUUCCAGACAACUCUGAGCCGUCAACGCUGUCGGGAUUCACCGUUAACAUCUGCGCCUCCGUCUUGGGUUUGCUGAUUCUAGUGUUCAGUGUACUGGCAGUGCAGGGUGGUAAGGCUGUGUGGAAUAUCAUAACCCUCACUGUCAUCUUCAUGGUGUGUCUCCUCCUUAUCUUUGUCAUCUGGAGACAACCAGAGAGCAAGACAAAACUGUCCUUCAAGGUUCCUCUCCUUCCCUUCAUCCCAGUCAUAAGCAUGUUUGUCAAUGUCUACCUGAUGAUGCAGCUGGACAAGGGAACCUGGGUACGGUUUUCAGUCUGGAUGGCUAUUGGUAUGGUGAUCUACUUUUGCUACGGUAUUCAUCAUAGUAAUGAAGGACUCAUGAACAGAUCCACUCCAGAUGCAGAGAUGGAGAUCUUCAAGCCUGAUCAUGAAUUAGAGUCCAUGUCAACAGAAAAAGAAGCCUUCCUUCACAGCGGCACUGAACUCCUGGAGGACGAUGAGUGAGAGUUUUGACAAACCACUGGAAAAUUCUGCAUACAGUUUAAAGUUCCCUGGCCCAGUCUGUCACUAAAGUAUUUUUGACAUGACAAUUUCCAGUCUGUCACUCAAUACGCCCUGUAGGGAGUUGAAAGAACAUUGAAUAACUCUGACCUAAAAAUCACAAAAUUGUGACUGGAGUCUCUCAUUUUCUGGGUUGAAUGUAGUGAAACAUGCAAGAAAAAAAAAAAAAAAAAACCUGAGUUGUAACAAAUGAAAUGUUCCAUUGUUCUAGUUUUAAAAUGAGCCUAUCGCUUGGCUUUA
Molecule: messenger RNA, 2570 nt
Organism: Sphaeramia orbicularis (orbiculate cardinalfish)
Lineage: Eukaryota; Metazoa; Chordata; Actinopteri; Kurtiformes; Apogonidae
Gene: slc7a1a
Product: solute carrier family 7 member 1a
Exons: 13
Coding region: 204-2273 (689 amino acids)
Biological process (GO): L-arginine import across plasma membrane; L-ornithine transmembrane transport
Cellular component (GO): plasma membrane
Molecular function (GO): L-ornithine transmembrane transporter activity; L-lysine transmembrane transporter activity; L-arginine transmembrane transporter activity
Source: RefSeq, a predicted model, not a curated record